Molecule: messenger RNA, 2024 nt
Organism: Phyllostomus hastatus (greater spear-nosed bat)
Lineage: Eukaryota; Metazoa; Chordata; Mammalia; Chiroptera; Phyllostomidae
Product: coiled-coil domain-containing protein 170-like
Exons: 10
Coding region: 306-1949 (547 amino acids)
Source: RefSeq, a predicted model, not a curated record
UGUUCCAGCCUAUCGGGCGCGGAGGCGGAGGGGCGGUUUCGCGGGCGAAGUUUCGCGGGCGCGGGAGCCCCAAGGUCGGCCACACCUAACGGAAAUAAAGACCCACAGGUCUCACUGUAUCACUUGAAGAGGCCCCUUUUUUCCUUCUGCGGACCUCUGUGAUGCAGUCCCCUAGCAACAGCGUCUCUGAUGUGCGAACAUUCUACCGCAAACUCCAGGCAAGCCGUUCAUAGUGGACAAUUCAGGUUUCUUCUGGGAAUUGACCUUGGAUUUGGAAUUGUGCUUCCAAAUCUCUUGGGCUUAAUAUGGCUUGUUUUGAUCCACCUCUUGAAGUGGUUUCCACCAGGAACCCAAUUAUGUACAACAAAAGAGUGGCUGACCCAGUUCAUCCUGACCUUGAUGGUUUGUUGGUGAAAAACAAGAAUCUUUUAGCUGAGCUAAGAAAUCUUCAAAACAAACUUUUAAUAAAAGAAACUUCAGUGCAAGAGAUGAAGAGUGAACUAGAAAGUUACAAAGAAAAUAAUGUGAAACAGUCGUUCCAGAUAAUGUCCCUGAAAAAUGAUAUCAAGGACCUAGAAGAGCUUAUUGCUUCUCUAACCAGAAUUAAAUCUUUGAAAAGCAUCAAUGUUCACAGUCUCGAAAGAGUCAACUGGGAUCUAAAUGAAAGAAUCAUGGAACUAGAAAACCGUCUAAGAGUACAUCUGGUUGAAAAGGAAAAGACAGAGCAUAAAACAAAACUUUUGGAGAAAAAAUUAGCAGGUGCUAAUGAACUCACCCCUUAUAUGAAUACAAAAGGACAAGAAGAUACCGUGGGUAGUUUCAUGAUAAAGGAUAAAGGUAAAGCUAUCCUGGCCAAGAACUGUGAGAGAGACGACAACAUUUUUCACUCCGAGGGACCAAAAGAUGGGCAGAAAAUUUGGGAUAAAUGUCAACAGGAUUUGAUCCAUACGGAAAAACAAAAAUAUGAUUUAGACAGACCUCCAUAUUCGUCCAGCUGGGAAGCUAAAACUGUGCAAUCCCACUCUCAGAAAUUCCUCGGUCAGUUGGCUACUCUCCUGAGCGACAGCGUUGCCCCCCUCCCAGCCACGGAGGAAGCCGUGAAAGAGAGGAUUCAGGAAAUCGGCGCCAAUGAGCAGUCCUGGAAGUCUAGAACCGAAGGCCUUCAGCAGGAAAUUCAGAUGCUUACUAAGCGACUGGAGCAGGUGCAUCAUCAUCACCGUGAAGAAUCGUCCCAACCUGAAGAGAAGUGUGGGGAACAAAAAAGACCCUUGAAACGCCUGGAAGGAAAAAUUGCUAUUAAUGACUUUUUUCAAGAGAGAUUAGACUUGGGCAGGAAUAAAGAAAACUCCAGGCCUAAGAAUUCCAUAACAGAUGGGAACAGCAAGAUGUUUAAACAGCUAGAGAAAGACAACAAGCAACAAACAUUAUUGAAUAUUAAGCAGAAUUUGCAGAUUGCAACCACUCAAAGAUUAGAGGGAGAAAUUCAGGAACUUCAGAAACAGCUCAGUGAUUUGAAAUUGUCAAAUAAAAAUAUGAAAACCCAGCUAACAAGAGUAAAUAUCCUUAAAGACAAAACAAUUCAGAAGCUCAGGCAAUCUUUAAUAAAAGUUGAAGCAAUGAGAGGGAAGGCAGUUGUGAAAACAGGUAACUUGAAAACUCCACUGGACUCGGCCAAGCAAGAGGCAAGCUGGGACAAAGAUAGGGCCCGUCAGAUGGUAGAUGCUGUGACUCCUGAGCUCUGCACAGCAAAGAGCACACUUGAAGACAUAUCAGGACGACCACAGGAGCAUGUCGACUUUCGAGAAACUAUAAUGAAGAUGUUGGGACUUAACGUGAAAACAGCUGACAAAAAAAUAAUCACUCACCUAAGGCUUAUUAUCCAAGCUUAUGAAGCAUCUGACAAAUCAAAGAUUGCUUCCAACUGUGAGACUGGACAGAAUAGUGCGUAGAAAAGUUCUGCCUCCUCAUUGCUGCCAACAAGAACUUAGCAGACACGGACGUUUCCUCUAGCAUCUUGGGCAUGA